UUCUCAGUCAGCUCGCGCUGUCCGCUACAUCAGUUCAGGUGAUCGAGUUUCAUUUGAAUCACACGACCCCGCUUUUUUUUUUUUACUUUGUAAAACCUUCUAGGUGAAAGCGCACGACUCGGUUUUUGUGCUGACAUUCGCGAACAACCUCAGAAUAAUCUCAUAAUCCCCGUUUGCACACACAAGGGUGAAAACUGGGAACAUUAGAACUUCACGCGGAUCCUACUAUUGAGUAAGAAAGACAAGAGACAAAAAAGGCCUGUUUCUGUGGCGGAAAACAGGGACCUGGGGUUCAGAGGCACUGACGCACCUAAAGCGCAUUGUUAAACCGGACUGUAUCCGUACUGGCACGGUGGAAAGAGAGGAAAAGCAAAGUGUCAGUUGUGUAGCCGGAUCUCUUGAGCUAACAGUAACGACCAUCCGCAGUUUUUAUUCUGUAUCACCAUUUGACUUGACAAGUCCGCGAUCCAGGAUCAGCCUACAUCUGUUUUAGAUCACAGGGGCUUUGUGUCGGGUCGAGCGCAUAAGAACAAGUCGUACCGGAGUCUCUGCAAAGGCGCUUCAAAGUGUAUGGGGCUGAACUUAUUAUUCUGAAGUGCUCGCGCGUUUCUACAGGAUUUUCGGUUCACGGCUUGCACCAUGGCAAAGCAAGCCAGUUCAUGGAUACUCUUAGUGGUUCUUAUGAACACACCAGUGGGGAAUGGGCAGUCUGUGCAGAUGGACCCAGAAAUAUCUGGCUUUGUGGGUUCAACAGUGGAGCUGAGCUGCCGAUUCAUCAACAGCAAGCCCCCAGUGAAGAUCUCACAGGUCACUUGGCAGAAGUCCUUCAAUGGUACCAAGCAGAAUGUGGCCAUCGCCAACCCGGCUCUAGGUGUCUCUGUGCUGCCUGCUUUUAAAGACCGUGUUACCUUCAAGCACAUGGCCAUGCCACAGGCAAAUCCUUCACUUGAGGACACCACGAUUGUUCUCAGCAACCUGCGCCUUUCAGAUGAGGCUGCCUACAUCUGCGAGUAUACCACCUUCCCAGCAGGAAACAGGGAAAAUAUGGUCAAUCUCACUGUCUAUGCACGUCCCAUGACACAUAUGAUGCUUACAACUCCAAUCAUCAUCGCACGGGCCCAGAAGCACGUGAUGACCGUUGCCACAUGUCUGUCAGCAAAUGGAAAGCCACCUAGUGUUAUUAAGUGGGAUACCAAGCUAAAGGGCAAAGCAUCAUUCCAGGAGACACGCAACCCCAAUGGCACAGUCACCAUACGCAGCAACUAUGAGAUUGUGCCAAGUCGUGAGAGUCACCGCCAGAAACUCACAUGCAUUGUCACUUACAAUUCUGAGCACUUCAGCGAUAGCGUCAUCCUCAAUGUUCAGUAUGAACCUGAGGUAAAGAUUGAAGGUUUUGAUGGGAAUUGGUACUUGAACCGUCAGGACGUUAAACUCACCUGUGAAGCAGAUGCAAAUCCAGCUGUCACUAGCUACCAUUGGAAAUCAUUGAACGGAUCCCUGCCCAAAAAUGUGGAAAUCAGAAACAACACUCUAUUCUUCAGGGGGCCUGUGACAAGUGACUUCUCUGGCACAUACAUAUGUGAUGCCACCAACAGCAUCGGCACUCGGACUGGCCUAGUAGAGGUCAAUGUGACAGAAAUCCCCAAAAAUGAGAAUAACAGAGACGGCAAUAACCAGAAGUCAUCCAUUUCCAAUGCUGCCAUAUGGGGUGGUGUGGGUGGCCUGGUUGUGCUGAUCAUUGGCGUUGCGUUGCUCAUCUACUUUCUUCGGCGUCGACAGCGGACCUUCAAAGGCGACUACUCUACCAAGAAGCAUGUUUUUGGUAAUGGAUACAGUAAGGCAGGCUCUGUGUCUGCACAUCCCACUGUACCCAAGAACCUGCAAUACCCAGAUGACUCAGACGAUGAGAAGAAGGCCACACAGCUUGGGGGACCAGGGGCCUUUGAGAGCACAGAGCGUGAUUUUGAUGGUAACUCUGAAGACCUAAAGAGACCUUAUUUCCCUGUGGAUGAAGGUGAGAGCCGUGACUAUGAUGAGCGGACUCUAGCUUUCCAAUAUGAGCCAGAGUCUGAGAUUGCAGAUGACAUGGUAUCCCAAACUGAUGGCUCUGUCAUUUCAAAGAAAGAGUGGUAUGUGUAGUGUAGCAACAAAAAAUUUUCACCACACCACAUUCUACCCUUCAUUUCCAUCAUUAGAAGCCUUCUACCCAUCCUCGUCUUCAUUCCAUCCCUCACACCUUCAUGUGAGCAACCUCUGCCCUCAUCAGAACACAUUUAAUUGAACAUGAACCUGAAAAAAUGCUUUGACAAAUCAACUUCACAAUAUUUCCACACAUUAGUAGUUUAACGUGGUAUAGUGAAAAGAGGUGUGAUCUUCCAUUCAUCAAUAGCCAUUGACUCCUAAAGCUGUACAGGCCAGUUGCUUGAAACUUUCAUGGUGCAUUAUUAUUAAUAUAAUUUGUCUUAUUUUGUUGUUGUUACAAUCAAUGUAUUAAAUGUAUUAAAAUGAUACUUUGGUAAUGAAUGAGCUCUCAACCAUCUUGUGAAAGUCCAACACUGGAUGUAUUAUAAUUUGUUAUUUGUUUUUAUCUCAGUACCAUUGUGUUCAUAUAUGAUCUUUUUUUUAAUUGUCUUUCUUUUUUCUGGGCGUUGGUUUUCUGAAACCGAUAAGGUUAUCUAUAAAUGCAUAGUUAAUGUAGAUAGAUAAUGUGGUCAGUUGUUUCAGACUGAUAUUAAAUGAUACGGAUGAUAAUGAUAAGGAAUACGUUCACAUUUCUGAUGAAAUUCCAAAGACAAUUUAAAUUGAAUUUCUAAGCCUUUUCUCUGCCUUCUCAGAGAGAUAAUCAAUAAGUAAUGGUGAUUAACUGGCUUCUCACCUUGUGCUUCUGCAUCUGCAUUGUUCUCCAAUUACUUAUCUCUGGUGAUAUUAUUGGGUAUUAAAGUAUUUUAAUACUUUGACAAUGUACAUUUCACUACAUUACACUAGAUGAUUUAAAAUGUACUAUGGACUUUAUGGAGUAUAAUUUUUUUGUCUUUGUUUUUGGUGGAUCUUUAGUGACAUGGGGUAAUCAUUUGUAGAGAUGGAACAUGUUUGACACUGUACAUAUUAAAAUAGGGCUUAAUAUGUUAUGCUAACAUUUUGUGACAUGCAUUUAUAUGAUUGUACUCAUGACUACACAUAACUUCUGCUUGGUGGCCACAGUGACAUGGAAUGGGAAAGAUGAAAUUUUGCAAAUUCAGUUUGAAAAAAGGAGCAUAUCUGGACAUGAACUUAAAUUAUGUGCUUUGAAGUUUGUCCAUCCCUGUUGUUUUUGGUAUUUUCACCAUUUUUAUUUAGGCUCACAGCAAAUAGGGGCAAAGGCAACUGUGUCCUGACAAAAACACUGACACUACAGACUGAUCUAAACCUGCAGCGCAACAUACCUCUUGAUUAUCUAAACCAUUGACUGUGUUUUGCAGUGUUUUUGUUCUACUACCUUUCAUACACAUAGGGAGAAUUAUUGUUGGUAAAAAAUAAAAAUGCUGAAAAAAAAUAUUGAGAAAGUCAAAAAGAAAAUCAACAUAACUAGCUAUCAGAAAAGAUGCAUAUUUGUCUUGUUUUAAUGUAUUUUUUCUCCUACAGGUGUGUACAGGUGUUUGUGCAUGCAAUUUUAUUUACAUUUUUAGCACAAGAUACAUACUUUAAUAUUCUUUUGUGUUUAGUUUGUUGACUAUGGUGGUAGAACACUUUUCAGUGUGAUAAGACAUUGGGUUUUUGUAUACGAGGUCAUGUUAUUGCAUUUUUAUUUUCUGAGGGAAAUAGUCUUUUUAGUCACCCAAUAUUAAUUUAAAUCACAACCUGUCAAUGAAAUACCCAACUCCUCUUAAAAUCAUAUUAAGUAAAAUUCAUACAACCUUUACACGUGACUUUUUUGUAUGUAUAUAUUGGAACCAAUUUAGUGCCACUUAUUUGUAUCACUGUAUCAAUCUAAACAUUUUGGCAAAACUCCAAAAUAAACCAUGUUUUGUCUGUGAGAUGUAAGAGUUAUCCAGAAUUCAGGGACCUCAAGUUCCAGGAUAACGUUAUUAAUGUUUACACAUGCUGCAUAGUGUGGAGGGGAAUAUUUUGUGUUCCUUUUUAUUCGGGUGUUAGUGUGCUGAAUUUACAAAUCAUAUAAACUAUAUAAAAUAUCCCUCUUUUGAAAAUCCCAGAGAUCCAUGAAACCUUAGUUCAUAGCAUUUAUUUAACUAUAACUAGUUUAUAAUGUUUCACUUAUAUCCCAUAUAUACUUAGACAAAUUACCACAGAACUUUUGAAACUUUACUUUUCUGAUGAAGUUAUUUAAACCACAGUGAACUAACUGACAAAAGCCCAAUUUAUAACAGACUAGGUAUUAGAAUUAUAUGAGCACUCUGUUGCUUCCAGUUUGUUCCCAUAUUAAACAGCAUUACCAUU
This is a messenger RNA of Tachysurus vachellii, 4434 nucleotides long. It is a transcript of the gene nectin1b, whose product is annotated as nectin cell adhesion molecule 1b. Gene Ontology annotation, biological process: heterophilic cell-cell adhesion; protein localization to cell junction; homophilic cell-cell adhesion. Gene Ontology annotation, cellular component: adherens junction. The record is from RefSeq and is a predicted model, not a curated record. Lineage: Eukaryota; Metazoa; Chordata; Actinopteri; Siluriformes; Bagridae. The transcript is spliced from 6 exons. Bases 640 to 2139 code for a protein of 499 amino acids.